Staurois parvus is the source of this 363-nucleotide messenger RNA. NCBI's taxonomy places the organism in Eukaryota, Metazoa, Chordata, Amphibia, Anura, Ranidae. The record is from the annotation of a GenBank genome assembly.
AUGCAGACUGCUUCUACAAACAUUUGUGAAAGAAUGGGUUGCUCCCAGGAGCUCAGCGAAUUCAAGUGUGGUACCGUGAUAGGUUGCCACCUGUGCAAUAAGUCCAUCCGUGAAAUUUCCUUGCUACUAAAUAUUCCACAGUCAACUGUUAGUGGUAUUAUAACAAUAUGGAAGCAACUGGGAACAACAGCAACUCAGCCACGAAUGACAGAACAGGUUCAGAGCAUGCUGAGGAGCACAGUGUGCAGAAAUUGCCAGCUGUCUGGAGAGUCAAUAGCUAAAGACCUUCGAAUUUCGUGUGCCCUUCAGAUUAGCAAACCAACAGUGCAUAGAGAGCUUCACAGAAUGGGUUUCCAUGGCUGA